Messenger RNA from Tribolium madens (black flour beetle), 1631 nucleotides. It is a transcript of the gene lic, whose product is annotated as dual specificity mitogen-activated protein kinase kinase 6. NCBI's taxonomy places the organism in Eukaryota, Metazoa, Arthropoda, Insecta, Coleoptera, Tenebrionidae. The transcript is spliced from 5 exons. Gene Ontology annotation, molecular function: MAP kinase kinase activity; ATP binding. Gene Ontology annotation, biological process: stress-activated MAPK cascade; protein phosphorylation. The coding region runs from base 137 to 1141 and encodes 334 amino acids. The record is from RefSeq and is a predicted model, not a curated record.
GGCGCCCUCUCUAUUGACAUUUUUAAAAUAACCAAAUUGUAAAGAUACAGCGUCCAGGUUGCCGUAUAUGGUCAUAAUCACUUGAAUAUAUUAAAAUUUAACUUUCUUACUCGACCCGUUUAAGUUUUAGAGAAGGAUGUCGGCCCCCGGUCGCAAGAAGAAGCACAAUUUGAAGCUCCAAGUCAGUGACGAGGCACCCCCAAUAAUCGCCCCAGCUAACUUGGAUAAGAGGACAACCAUAACAAUCGGCGACCGGACAUUUGAUGUUGAAGCGGAUGAUUUGGAAAAAAUUGCGGAUUUGGGUCGGGGGGCUUACGGUAUAGUUGAGAAAAUGCGACAUGUACCGAGUGGGACAAUAAUGGCCGUGAAACGUAUCGCUGCCACUGUAAAUACCCAAGAACAGAAAAGACUGCUUACUGACUUAGAUGUGUCAAUGAGGAGCAGUGAUUGUCCAUAUACAGUACAGUUCUACGGGGCGUUGUUCCGCGAGGGAGACGUUUGGAUUUGUAUGGAGGUGAUGGACACGAGUUUAGAUAAAUUUUACGCAAAAGUGUACAAACACGGUCGGCGAAUACCCGAGGAUAUGUUAGGAAAAAUCACUUUCGCCGUAGUCAGUGCCCUCCACUACCUCCACACCAGAUUACGGGUCAUCCACCGGGAUGUCAAACCAUCAAAUAUCCUUAUUAAUAGACAGGGAGAAGUCAAAAUGUGUGAUUUUGGGAUUAGUGGAUAUUUGGUAGACUCCAUUGCCAAGACUAUAGAUGCUGGGUGCAAGCCGUACAUGGCUCCUGAAAGAAUAGACCCCCAGGGAAACCCCUCACAGUAUGACAUCCGUUCCGACGUUUGGAGUUUAGGGAUAUCACUGAUUGAGUUGGCAACGGGUCAAUUCCCCUAUCCUAGAUGGGGCUCUCCGUUCGAACAGUUGAAACAAGUGGUCACCGAUGACCCCCCGAGGUUGCCUUCAGGUCAGUUCACGGCCGAAUUCGAAGACUUUAUUUCGAAGUGCUUACAAAAGAAGUACACAGACCGAUCAAAUUACGAACAGUUGUUAAAUCACGAGUUUCUGCUCCAACACAAGGAGACAAGCACGGAUUUUUCGUCGUUUAUUUCAGAGAUUCUAGAUUUACCCGAGAAUCCCUGAGAUUCGUGCAAUAUUUCUUAAUUUAGGAAUAUUUUUUUUAUUUCAAUAAGAUUUUAAUUUUAAAGGAGUCUUCGUUUCUUUGUAAACUUUCUUGUUAUCGACUAAAGUACAAAGUGACAUUGAGUUUUUAUGAACAAGUUAUUGAAUGCACGAUAGAAAUUUUAAACACUAUAUUGUUCUAGAGUAAGAGUUCACAUAGUGUUCGUCGAUAAUUGCCUAAUAAUCCUAGUUACAAAGUCAAUUAAACCGUAGCGAUAGGAUUAGUAACUGAAUCUUUUUUUUUUUAUUUUAAUUUUUUAUUUUGCAUCACAUGAUUUUAAAAUGAAUUAUUAGCUCCUUAAUUUGCUCAACACUCUUUUAAACUAUUCUCAGUAUGUUGAUUUUAUUAAUUUAUUUUAUUUUCUUACUAGUAUUACUCAUGUUUUAAUCAUUAGAGUUGUAUGAUUUUAAUUUUAUUGUGAAGCGUGUGAUAAUAAAUUAGUACACUUAA